This is a messenger RNA of Cervus elaphus (red deer), 1685 nucleotides long. RefSeq names its product serpin family C member 1 (gene SERPINC1). Lineage: Eukaryota; Metazoa; Chordata; Mammalia; Artiodactyla; Cervidae. Gene Ontology annotation, biological process: regulation of blood coagulation. The record is from RefSeq and is a predicted model, not a curated record. The transcript has 7 exons. Bases 103 to 1347 code for a protein of 414 amino acids. Gene Ontology annotation, molecular function: serine-type endopeptidase inhibitor activity.
CCUCUGGAACCCCAGUCAGAUGUAGAGGAAAGAACCAGUCCAGAGGGAUUGCCUCAGACCACACUAUCUCCACUCUCUCAGACCUGUGGAAGGUUAGCGACCAUGAUUUCCAAUGGGAUAGGAAACGUCACCACUGGAAAAAGGAGCAUAUGUCUUCUCCCUUUGCUGCUUAUUGGCUUCUGGGGCUAUGUGACCUGUCAUCGGAAACCUGUGGAGGACAUCUGCACAGCCAAGCCUCGGGACAUUCCUGUGAAUCCCAUGUGUAUUUACCGUUCCCCAGAGAAGAAGGCGGCUGAGGGCGAGGGCUCAGGGCAGAAGAUCCCCGGGGCCACCAACCGGCGGGUCUGGGAACUGUCCAAGGCCAAUUCCCACUUUGCCACUGUCUUCUAUCAGCAUCUGGCAGACUCCAAGAAUAACAAUGACAACAUUUUCCUGUCACCCCUGAGUAUCUCCACAGCUUUUGCUAUGACCAAGCUGGGUGCCUGUGACAACACACUCAAGCAGUUGAUGGAGGUUUUUAAGUUUGAUACCAUCUCUGAGAAGACAUCUGAUCAGAUCCACUUUUUCUUUGCCAAACUGAACUGCCGACUCUAUCGAAAAGCCAAUAAAUCCUCUGAGUUGGUAUCAGCCAACCGUCUUUUUGGAGACAAAUCCAUCACAUUCAAUGAGACCUACCAGGACAUCAGUGAGGUGGUAUAUGGGGCCAAGCUCCAGCCCCUGGACUUCAAGGGAAAUGCAGAGCAGUCCAGAUUGACUAUCAACCAAUGGAUAUCCAAUAAGACUGAAGGGCGUAUCACUGAUGUCAUCCCCCCGCAAGGCAUCAAUGAGUUCACUGUCCUGGUGCUAGUCAACACCAUUUACUUCAAGGGCCUGUGGAAGUCAAAGUUCAGCCCCGAGAACACAAAGGAGGAACUGUUCUACAAGGCCGAUGGGGAGUCAUGUUCGGUACCCAUGAUGUACCAGGAAGGCAAGUUCCACUAUCGGAGAGUGGCAGAAGGCACCCAGGUGCUCGAGUUGCCCUUCAAGGGUGAUGACAUCACCAUGGUCCUCAUCCUGCCCAAGCCGGAGAAGACCCUGGCCAAAGUGGAACAGGAACUCACCCCAGACAUGCUGCAGGAGUGGCUGGAUGAGCUGGCAGAGACGCUGCUGGUGGUCCACAUGCCCCGCUUCCGCAUCGAGGACAGCUUCAGCGUGAAGGAGCGGCUGGAAGACAUGGGCCUUGAAGACCUGUUCAGUCCUGAGAAGUCCAGGCUCCCAGGUAUUGUUGCAGAAGGUCGGAACGACCUCUAUGUCUCAGAUGCAUUCCACAAGGCAUUUCUUGAGGAAAAUUGCCUUGCAGUGAAUUAGUAAUUAAGGUGAAAAUGCCUGCAGCAGAGAUGUCUAUGGCGAAGAUGCUUAGAGCAAAAGUACCUAGAAUCAAUUUUUCAUUCCCUGGGAAUAUAUUUUCAAAGGUUUUCUCUGUAAUAAUGGGCAGACUUUGAGGUACAGCAGAGUGGAAAAUGUUAAGGCUCACUGAUUUUUAUUCAUCAAAAUUUGCCCCAAUCAUUGUAUGAUAAAAUCUAAUUAAUACGGAUGCCUAAAUGACUCAAACAUUCCAUAUCUGGUUAUUCAACCACAAAUGCCAAAGUCCUUUUUUCCUGUCCCAGGAUCUUCUAGAGUCCUAAAUUAAAGUUUUCAGCCCUGAG